CUGACUCAGAGCAGGUAUAGGCCUACCUCGAAAAUGGCUUGUAGAUUCUCCGUACUCGUCUUAUUGUGUGUAGUCACCUCUGUCCUGACCCUCGAGAAGGGAACAUUUCUAGACAUGUCCUACGGUUAUGACGAAAACACUCUGGCCUACCCCAGCGUAGGGUUCUUCCAGCUUAGCAUCGGAGAACGGGGUCCAACUGACAAUUUUCCAUGGUUGGAAUAUAACUACAUGUCUUUGCCGGAACACAUCGGGACCCACAUCGAUGCCCCGGCACACUUUGCAAAAGGCCGCAUGCGCGUUGAUGACAUACCAAUCGGUAGGCUGAUAUGCGCGGCCGUCCGAGUUGACAUCUCAGAGAAAGCUAAAAUAGACAGAGAUUACGGAAUGACAGUCCAGGAUCUGCAAGACUGGGAGGAGAUCCACGGCAAGAUUCCAGACGAAUCUUUGCUCUUCGUCUACACUGGUUGGGGUGCUUUCUACCCGGAUCGUCUAGCCUACCAAGGAACGACGCGUAACGACACCUAUCUUGAUGAGCAAGGGGAGUCAUUGGUUCACUCCCCGGGAGUUGGACCAGAAGCAGGCACGUGGUUGGUGCAAAAUCGUAAUAUAGUUGGUCUUGGGAUUGAUGGGCCAAACCUGGACUGCGGGCAGAAUGAAGAGUUCAUGACCCAUCGGGUCUUAAUGGAAGCCGACAUCUACGGAAUCGAGAACGUGGCUAACCUGGACCAACUGCCAAACACAGGGGCUAAGGUGUAUGCACUCCCAAUGAAAAUUGUAGAUGGGAGUGGAGCACCUGUACGUAUCAUCGCCAUGUUAGAUGGGGAUAGUUCCUCGGGUACAGCAAUGCUUUGGGCCACAUUCUCUGUUUGUGGAGUUUUUCUUGUAAUCAGUUUAAUGUUUCAAUAGAUGAAUGGCGUUUGUCUGAACCAUCCUCGUCUCAUUUGCAUGCUCCCCAUCUCUGUCUUGUUUUGAAUGGUUAUACAGUGAAACGCCGCUAUAACGAACAUCGUUGGAUCCACAGAAAGUGGUCGUAAUAACAAUCGUUCGGUAUAGCGAUUUUGAACCGCCUGUACCCUCUUUUGACCAAUAGUGAACUGGCAUUUCUCACAUCCCGUGGCCGCAUGAGGAGUUGUCACGAAACUUAAGCAAUAGUUUUCCCUUUUAUUCCUUUGGUAAAUAAUAGCCAUAUGUCGCUCUUCAACAUUCGAACACGAUGUAACUAUGGGUCGUUUGAUGUUCGGGAAUUAAAAGUGGCCCAAACAGUGUUUA
Patiria miniata (bat star) is the source of this 1269-nucleotide messenger RNA. RefSeq names its product isatin hydrolase-like. Bases 34 to 906 code for a protein of 290 amino acids. The transcript is spliced from 2 exons. Lineage: Eukaryota; Metazoa; Echinodermata; Asteroidea; Valvatida; Asterinidae. The record is from RefSeq and is a predicted model, not a curated record. Gene Ontology annotation, molecular function: arylformamidase activity.